Messenger RNA from Cavia porcellus (domestic guinea pig), 974 nucleotides. It is a transcript of the gene U2af1, whose product is annotated as U2 small nuclear RNA auxiliary factor 1. The transcript is spliced from 8 exons. Gene Ontology annotation, cellular component: spliceosomal complex; U2AF complex. Gene Ontology annotation, biological process: mRNA splicing, via spliceosome. Gene Ontology annotation, molecular function: metal ion binding; pre-mRNA 3'-splice site binding. Lineage: Eukaryota; Metazoa; Chordata; Mammalia; Rodentia; Caviidae. Bases 115 to 834 code for a protein of 239 amino acids. The record is from RefSeq and is a predicted model, not a curated record.
GUCGGCGCCGCCACGUCGGGUGGAGAGAGCGUCGUCGCGUCCGGUGACGUCUUCCACAGGCGGUGGCAGGGUUGGCGGCGUCGGCAGCCGUGUCGGCGGCCGCAGUGGUGGGAAAUGGCGGAGUAUUUGGCCUCCAUCUUCGGCACCGAAAAAGACAAAGUCAACUGCUCAUUUUAUUUCAAAAUUGGAGCAUGUCGUCAUGGAGACAGGUGCUCUCGGUUGCACAAUAAACCAACCUUUAGCCAGACCAUCUUGAUUCAAAACAUCUAUCGUAAUCCCCAAAACAGUGCACAGACGGCUGACGGCUCACACUGUGCCGUGAGCGAUGUGGAGAUGCAGGAGCACUACGACGAGUUCUUUGAGGAGGUCUUCACAGAGAUGGAGGAGAAGUAUGGGGAGGUGGAGGAGAUGAAUGUCUGCGACAACCUGGGGGACCACCUCGUGGGGAACGUGUAUGUCAAGUUUCGCCGUGAGGAGGAUGCAGAGAAGGCCGUAAUCGACCUCAAUAACCGCUGGUUUAACGGACAGCCGAUCCACGCUGAGCUGUCACCUGUGACUGACUUCAGGGAAGCUUGCUGCCGUCAGUACGAGAUGGGGGAGUGCACACGAGGAGGCUUCUGCAACUUCAUGCACCUGAAGCCAAUCUCCAGAGAGCUGCGACGAGAGCUGUACGGGCGCCGUCGCAAGAAGCAUAGAUCGAGGUCCCGGUCCCGGGAGCGGCGCUCUCGGUCCAGAGACCGUGGUCGUGGCGGAGGUGGCGGUGGAGGAGGCGGCGGAGGCCGGGAGCGAGACCGGAGGCGAUCGAGAGACCGGGAGAGAUCUGGGCGAUUCUGAGCCGUGCCGUUUUUACCAUAUGUCUGCUAGAAAGUGUUGUAGUUGAUUGACCAAACCAGUUCAUAAUGGGAAUUUUUUUUAAAAAACAACAAAAAAAAAACAAAGAUGGGUUUCUGAAUAAAAUUUGUAGUGAUACAGUA